AUCCAGGCCAUGGCGCUACACUGAGGGCGAGGCACUGUUGUCGUCUGCCUGCUUGCAGGGUAUAUACGUCUGCAGAGCAGGCAGCAGUUGUUUAUUUAAGUGUUUACAUUUGCACAGUAAAGAUGUCUCUAAAGGCGGUGGGCACCGCGCUGACAUGGACACUGAGGACUACCGGACAAGGGACUCCUCCCGUGGCGCGGUCCCUCAAAGUGAACAGACUUUCUACAACAUGCAGUGUGUCUGCAGGAACAAAGCAGGGCUGCGGAAAAACUAACACACAAAGUUGCAGCUCCAACUCGGAGACACCGAGUGGAGACGUGUCUACCGUGUCAUCAGCCAGCGAGUCUCCUCACAGAUGCGGCGCAGGGGAGAAGAAACGAGCCAAGGAGCCCGUGGGUGCUCCCGGUGUUACUGGUGUAAGACGACGGUCAUACACCUCGUCUUCAGCAGCUCCGGUAAAGCAGAGCUCCUACAUGUGGGCUCGGUACAAUGACACGAAACGACUAGUCCACGAACUGAUCCCACCAGGUGCAUGUAAUCUCCUCAACGCCUCCACCAUCUACGCUAACAAUGAGGUCGACCUGGCUGAAGUGGACAUCUACGGCUUUGACUAUGACUACACGCUGGCUCUGUACUCAAAUUCGCUUAAUGAGAUGAUCUACAAUAAAGCAAAAAGCUUCCUAAUCGAACACUUUAAGUACCCUGAAGGCAUCCACAAGUACGAUUACAUUCCCAACUUUACCGUCCGGGGUCUUCACUAUGACAUCCAAAAGGGUCUCCUGAUGAAGAUAGAUGCCUUCCAUUACAUUCAGCCAGGAACAGUGUAUCGGGGACUGAGCCCAGUGCCAGAUGAGGAGGUCCUUCAGCUUUACGGGGGGACCUUCCAUGUCCCCCUGCAGCAGGACAGUGGCUUCUAUGGGAAAGGACCCAAAGUGAAGCAGUACAUGGACAUCUUCUCCAUCCCUGAGAUGACGCUCAUGGCCGUGGCAAAUGAUUUUUUCCUCACCAAUGACAUCGAAUAUGAUCCAGUUCACCUCUUCAAGGACGUCUCAGAAGCAAUUGGCAUGGUCCACCUCAAGGGCUACAUGUACAAAUGGAUCAUGGAGGAUCUCGAUAAGUUCAUUCCCAGAGGAGAAGAGACCGAUGCUGUUCUGCAUCGACUGGUCAGCAACGGAAAGAAGCUAUUCCUCAUCACCAACAGUCCCUUCUGCUUUGUGGAUAAAGGCAUGACACACAUGGUGGGAAAAAACUGGAGAGAAUUCUUUGACGUUGUAAUUGUCCAAGCAGACAAACCUCACUUCUUCACCGAUUGUAUCAAACCCUUCAGGCGUUUGGAUGAUAAUGGGGACCUUCGGUGGGAAAAGAUAAACAGUUUGGACAAAGGACAGAUCUACAAACAGGGAAAUCUGUUUGACUUCCUCCGACUGACAGGAUGGCGAGGCCCAAAGGUUCUGUACUUCGGAGACCAUCUUUAUAGUGACUUGGCUGAUCUGAUGUUACGACACGGUUGGCGCACAGCAGCCAUCGUACCUGAGCUGGAGCAGGAAACCAAAGUGGUGAGGACAGACCGGUUUGGUCUGAGCCUCACCUGGCUCCAGGCGUUGACCGGCCUCAUGGAACGCCUACAGACACUUCGGGACCCGGAGUGUAAACUGAUUUUUCAGGAAUGGCAGAAGGAGAGAGAAGAACUCAGGGCGAUGACAAAGAACUUGUUCAACCCUCAGUUCGGCAGCAUCUUCAGAACCUGUCACAACCCCACGUACUUCUCCAGACGUCUGUCUCGUUUCUCAGACAUCUACAUGGCCUCCCUCGGCUGUCUUCUAAACUACGACCUCUCGUACACUUUCUACCCCCGCCGCACCCCUUUGCAGCACGAGGCUCCUCUGUGGAUGGACCAGCUUUGCACAGGCUGCAUGAAGACCCCUUUCCUGGAGGAGAUGUCUCACAUACGAUGAGAUCUGCGCUCUCCUCAGUGACUGAUUAAGGUUUUAAACCUGCUGAACAUUUCGAUUUUUUUUUUUAUUCAGGAAAUGCCUCAUUUUAGUUUAGAAGGUAACGCACAAUGUCCUCCACAGGGUAUAGGUUUCAUGUUCUCCACAGUGACCCACUUUGCUGAUAAUGUCACUAGAGGGUGCUGUAGAUUUAGCUGCUGUUCAGAGAUUGUACCAUUCAACAUUGACACACACUCUUUUCUGCCUGAUUCAAAGGGAUACGAAAACGCUGUGCAACUUAAAGCUACCACCGCACAAUUACAACAAAUAAAUGAAUUAAAUGUUGCAUAACUAUGUGUUGAUUUUUUUAUUAAGCAUCUUAUACCGUACCUAUGUCAUUGUAAUGUAAUAAUAGGUAAAGGGAAGCAAGUUACCUUAAGAUUAUAAUGAACAGAAUGAGCACCGUUUAGCACAGGGUGUCUGCAGGUCAUUAAAAAGCCAUUUCAUAAAUAUAAGGCAUUGGAAGUCAUUGAAUAGUCUGUAUUUUGAAUUUGUGAGAUCUUAAUUACUACAAACAUUUUAUUUGGUGUCAUUAAUCCAUCUUUUAAUUUCUUUUUGACAAAAUGAGUGAAGCUCUCCACAUAGUCCACAUAUCUGAUGUUGCACAGCUUUAAACAUACCACUAAACCUAAAACUGCUUUUGUAACUACUAUAUAUGAACCUAACUCACUCUAAUAACCAUAAUCCUACAUUAAACCUAGCUCUACACGUGACUACAUACAUACUGCUUACCUCUAUGCUUACCUGCAAUUCUUAGAAAAGAUGAUUUGUCCAAAGAUCGGCCUUAAAUUGUGGUUUGAAAUUUUACUGGAUGGUUUUAAAAACCCUGAGAAACCUGGAGUGACAACACCUUUCUUGCUCUGCUUUCAGAUGCCUUUCACAAGUAUUUAAACCUUUGAACCCUGAGCUAAUUGGUGCAGUUUCUUUCAAAAACAUGGGGUAAAGGCAAUGAGCAACUUUUUUUCUCCAAACAAUCUUUUUAUUGAAUUUUUAAACAUUGAAUGUGAGCAGUAACAUUUCAACAAAGAAUAUACCUGUAAUAUCCCCCACAAUAGUAUGUCUCUGCAGACCCGGAGACUGCAGAUUCAGACCCGCAGUUCUGGACCCGCAGUUCUAGACCCCUUGUUUUUCGCGAGUGACCCCUACUGGGCGGCUGUAUAACUGCAACUAAAUCAGCGUCUCACCCAAACACCAGUUUGAAAGAAGUUACACUUUUAAUGCUUUAUUACAAUUUACAGUUUUAAAAUUUUAUUACACCCGAAUAAAAAUACCAAGAUUUAAA
Messenger RNA from Epinephelus lanceolatus (giant grouper), 3273 nucleotides. RefSeq names its product 5'-nucleotidase domain containing 2 (gene nt5dc2). Lineage: Eukaryota; Metazoa; Chordata; Actinopteri; Perciformes; Serranidae. Gene Ontology annotation, molecular function: 5'-nucleotidase activity. The record is from RefSeq and is a predicted model, not a curated record.